This is a messenger RNA of Odocoileus virginianus texanus, 6729 nucleotides long. NCBI's taxonomy places the organism in Eukaryota, Metazoa, Chordata, Mammalia, Artiodactyla, Cervidae. The record is from RefSeq and is a predicted model, not a curated record.
AUUGGAAUUUUGCUUAAGGCUUCUUAGUAGUCAUUUUGACAAAGGGUAGCUGAUACUUGGUACAGGUACUUUUAGUACCUCUACAACAAAUGGGAUAGAUGUGUUUGCAUAUUGAAUAAAUUAACAAGAUAGUCAAGUUUUGCAUUACAAAUGGUUUUACAAAUUUGCUUAAAUUUCUGUUUUCACUCUUACUGAAAUGCAUCAUACUGCGUUUCUUCAUGUGGUGAUUUGGUCUAGCUUUUGCGGGGAGUGGGGCUCUAAGAUACAGAAAAUGAUAUGCUUAAAUUUUUUAUUGUAAUUAUUGUGCUUGUGUUUUACUCAGUUUUAGGAGGAAGAUCUGUUUCUUCUGGUUCAACUGGAAUAGUCCACCUUCUGGAGGGUUUUCAGAAUUUAACAAGCAUCAAACUGAGCUCCCAACCCCCGAUACAGACUGGGGAUGAUGAAAAGAACCAGAGGACCAUCACUGUCAACCCUGCCCACAUGGGGAAGGCGUUCAAGGUUAUGAAUGAACUGCGGAGCAAACAGCUAUUGUGUGAUGUGAUGAUUGUGGCAGAAGAUGUCGAGAUAGAAGCCCACCGUGUGGUCCUGGCAGCCUGCAGCCCCUACUUCUGUGCGAUGUUCACAGGUGACAUGUCUGAGAGUAAAGCCAAGAAGAUAGAAAUCAAGGAUGUGGAUGGGCAGACCCUGAGUAAGCUGAUUGACUAUAUCUAUACGGCUGAGAUUGAGGUGACUGAAGAGAACGUCCAGGUGCUGCUCCCAGCCGCCAGCUUGCUACAGCUCAUGGAUGUUCGUCAGAACUGCUGUGACUUCCUGCAGUCACAGUUGCAUCCCACCAAUUGCCUGGGCAUCCGCGCCUUUGCAGAUGUGCAUACCUGCACCGACCUGCUGCAGCAGGCCAAUGCUUACGCAGAGCAGCACUUUCCAGAGGUGAUGCUGGGGGAAGAAUUUCUCAGCCUAAGUCUGGACCAGGUGUGCAGCUUGAUAUCCAGUGACAAGCUGACCGUUUCUUCAGAAGAGAAGGUAUUUGAAGCUGUGAUUUCAUGGAUCAAUUAUGAGAAAGAGACCCGUUUAGAGCACAUGGCAAAACUGAUGGAACAUGUCCGUCUCCCUCUCUUGCCAAGGGAUUACCUCGUUCAGACAGUUGAAGAAGAAGCUUUGAUAAAGAAUAACAACACCUGUAAGGACUUCCUCAUCGAGGCCAUGAAAUACCAUCUGCUCCCUCUGGAUCAGAGGCUCUUGAUUAAAAACCCAAGGACCAAGCCCAGGACUCCAGUCAGCCUGCCCAAGGUCAUGAUCGUGGUUGGUGGCCAGGCACCCAAGGCCAUCCGCAGCGUGGAGUGCUAUGACUUCGAGGAGGAUCGCUGGGACCAGAUUGCUGAGCUUCCCUCCAGGAGAUGCAGAGCAGGUGUGGUGUUCAUGGCUGGCCAUGUGUAUGCUGUGGGCGGGUUCAAUGGCUCACUGCGUGUGCGGACAGUGGACGUGUAUGAUGGGGUGAAGGACCAGUGGACGUCCAUCGCCAGCAUGCAGGAGCGCCGGAGCACGCUGGGUGCAGCUGUACUCAAUGACCUGCUCUAUGCCGUGGGGGGCUUUGAUGGCAGUACUGGCCUGGCGUCGGUAGAAGCCUACAGUUACAAGACCAACGAGUGGUUCUUCGUGGCCCCGAUGAACACGCGCCGUAGCAGUGUGGGCGUGGGCGUCGUGGAGGGGAAGCUGUAUGCCGUCGGGGGCUAUGAUGGGGCCUCUCGCCAGUGCCUGAGCACCGUGGAGCAGUACAACCCAGCGACCAAUGAGUGGACAUACGUGGCGGACAUGAGCACUCGCCGCAGCGGCGCAGGGGUUGGGGUCCUCAGUGGGCAGCUGUAUGCCACAGGUGGGCACGAUGGGCCCUUGGUGAGGAAGAGUGUCGAGGUUUACGAUCCUGGAACAAACACCUGGAAGCAGGUGGCAGACAUGAACAUGUGCCGACGCAAUGCAGGGGUCUGUGCAGUGAAUGGGCUCCUAUAUGUGGUUGGAGGGGAUGAUGGAUCCUGUAACCUGGCUUCGGUGGAGUACUACAAUCCUGUUACUGACAAGUGGACGCUGCUGCCAACCAACAUGAGCACAGGGCGGAGCUAUGCAGGUGUUGCUGUGAUUCACAAGCCCUUGUGACCCCAACUCCCACUGCCAGGAGGUGGAGGAAGGGAGGGGUGCUGCCUGUGACUCAGCGCAGCAGGACCACGCUGGUUGGAUGCCACUCGCUGCCGGAGUCUGCAGUGGGGCGGGAACUGCCCUCCUCUAACUUGGCAGUAUUGUCUGGGUGGGAAGACAGUGAUUGACUCCUGGCUCCCAUGAGGUGUUUUGUCCCCUGCCCUGAGCAGUGGGUUCCUGAUAGUUCUGGCUGCACCUUUGAGCACUGUGUGUGUGUGUGUGUUUCUAUAGGGGUAUUAGAGAAGCUGGAACUUUUGUGUGUAUGUGUGCAAGAGUGUGUGUGUGUACAUGCGUGCGCAGAACCUUUUGCUUCACUAAGUUGGAGGAUGAUGACAGUCUACUCCAUUUCUGUACUACUGAUCCUUCUGCUGUGCUAAAAAACAAGUCACAGAAGCCUCUCUUCUGGAUUGGCCCAUGGGGACCUUGAGACUACUAAAGCUGCUGUCUACUGGAAGUGCAGUUGGACACACCAGGAAUGUCCAGAAAUGACCAGGCCUAUGUACUGGCCUAGACCACUGGCACUGUCUGCAGAGGAGCGGGGCUCCCCUGAAGCUGCCCUGCGUCCUCUGUGUGCUAGAACUAGGACCGUGGGUUCUCCAGCCCCUCAGCUGGGUGCUCUUCCCUCACCUCUUCUCCCGGAAGUUCUCGUCAGAACUGCCUGGUCUCUGGGCCCCUGGUCAUUGAUGUAAUGGAUUCCAAGUUUGGAAGAUUUUGUGUCUCUUCAGCUGAGAAAACUAGCUCUUCAGUGAAGCACUGAAUAACACACUGGAGAAAAAAAAUACGUGGGAGACAAAAGCAACAAAACCAAGUGGUAGGGCUUUAGUCCUUGCCCAUAGUGGUCUCAGAGAAGACCCUACUUCUGGUUUUUCCCGGGAUAGGACAGCCUCUGUUUAUACUUAUUAUCCAGAUUUAAUUAUUCAGAGCAUCCCAUUUUACUCUCAUAAGUGUUCUGGUUUGGUGGUGAUGUAAAAGGUCACCCUACCUCCAAACCCAAAGAUAGGUUUUUCCUUGCACUGGUUGGAGUCAUGUAUGAUUCACAUGGACACGGAUGACUUUAAAGGGGUGUACUGGCUGGCCCUGGCCCUCAGCCGUCUGUGAGGAAGGUUCUAGUCUGUCUGACACCCUUGUCCUCCUUUCCUGUACUCUCCCCCUUUCCAGGCCUAUACUGUCUCUCCAACCCUCAGAAAUCCCACUCCUUGCUUCCAUGAGGGAGGACAUGGUGGUAGGCCCUGGAUGUGUGAUGUCUCUCAGGAAUACUUGCAUUUUGAGAGAGGAGCUUGAUGAAAGCUUUGCUAAUUCACAGGUGAAAAUGAUUAAUGACAGAACUUCAGACAUCUGGAGAGGGGUAUUUGAGGGCGCACAGACUCACUUGCAUUAAAAAAAAAAAAGGAACCUUAAGGCUGUACUGUUCCUGAACUAUCAAGUUGCUUAUAUUGGAAUUUCCAGCAUAAGGAGGGGAGAUCUUAUGUCUGGAGCAGCCUCACAACUUUGGGGGCUGGGAUUUACCCUUCCUGCUGUCAGAGUCCACCCUUAGGGAGCCAAGGAGCUUUAUGAACAAUGACGUUGGACUUCUGAUACAACUGGGCCCCUUCUAAGCAGAUGUUGCAGGAGGCUGGCAUUCUCCCCACUUCACCCCAAGUUAGAAACCCAGGACCCUCCCCAGCGAGUUGGCCACUCUGUGUAUUUACUGUAUAUUUAUUGUGCACGAACCACUCAACUCUCUUGAGGGGGAAGCAUCUCCUUAUGAUGUUGAGCAGAUAUUGUAUCAGCGAGAUGUUUGGAGAACACCAAGGCACCCAGGGUCUUUAGCAGCCUUGGGAAGAGGCUGAAAUAUCCAGCUUUUAUGGACCUAGAAGAAUAGUUCCAAAGAGCCAAAGAGAUCAAGACAUGCUGUUAGCUGGACGUUCCACCCUUACCUGGCACAGAGGUGGCUGUGGUUUCAGAGCUCUGCCUGACUCUGGAUCAGAAGCUGAAGGAAUGUGCUUUCUGUUCCAAAUGUUGUUCCCCUCCCUCUCUGAGGAAGGUUUGGGACUUUGUUUCAGGCUGUGUGUGUGUGCGUGUGUGUGUGUGUUGGUGAUAAGGUUGGGGGUUGGGGUCUGAUGCGUGCUGUCACACAGCUCCUGAUUUCAGAUGAAACGUGAAGUACCUCCCAACACUUAGAAGCUGAACUUUCAUGCUUAUCAUGCUUGUGUAGGGGAGGCUACUGUUCAUGGUCAUCUUCCCACAGAGUGUCCCCUCCAUGAGAGCUAGCCAGUAUGUUUUCUCCUUUUGGAUUUUUGCUGUUGGCCCCUUCUUACGUCUCCCUGCCCAGGAAGCACUGCCCCUGUUGGCAGUGUUCUGAGGCUGUGUUCAUCUCACCUCCAUGCGUCCUUUCUCACGGGGACUAGAACACUGGUACGUCAUCACCAAAAAGCCAAUGUGCUAUAUCUGCCCACAGAUGCCAUCCAAAACUAGCUCUCCCUUUACCACCAUAUGAUUUUCUCCCUACAGUGGGCACAACAGACUUAUUUUCAAGUCUGUGCUGGUCAUGUGGUAGGUGAGCCCCCCAUACCCCUAUUCUGAUGGCCACAACUGCUUGUGAAUGCCGCUUUGCCAGUGGUGUAUCUAAAGUCUGAUCACAGUAAUGAAAUGGAAUUGCCGCUCAAGGUUAGAAGCAGCUUAGACUCUGCUUGGAUACUGAUUUGGACAACAGAGAAGUCAGACUCUGAAUUCCAAAGUUAUUUCUCUUAAGUACCCAAUGGCAUCUCUCCAUCUAAAAAGUUGCAGUAUUAUGCAAAUGAAAGUGACCUCAUUUUCUGCUAUGCAAUAAGAAUACUUAAUUCUUUUUUGUGACUAACCAGUUGCAAUAUCCCCUAAGAUGCUUUCUGAGCUGUCUUACUUUGAUAUCUGUUGUGUAAUGUUUGUAUCUUCCUGAGCCAGAUGCUUUCAAAGAUUGCCUUUUUAUAAAACUGAAGCUAUAGCUUUCAGGCUAAAGUUUUAAUGUAGAUAUUUUUAUAAAAUAAUUUUUCACAAUAUUUGAAUUGCUUUUUAUUAUCCAUGAUAAUGAAAUGUUAUGUUCUAUUGUGUCAUUGUCUCUAACAUCAUUCAUGCCUGUAGGUAUUUUCCCUUUGUUUCUCGCCUUACCCAAUCUGAUUUUUCAAUAGCUCCAGGCUGACUUGGAGGUUUCUUUCUUAACACCACAUGCAAGGGAGAUUGCAAAAAAAACCACACAAAUCACUGGUGUUUCUUCAGUUGUUUAGGGUUUAACAUUAAGCCUGAAGCAGCACUUACCCAUCUAUGAUGCCUGUCUGCUUUUUCUGGAGACAGGCUUUCAGCAGGGGUGAGGCAGGGUGAGUCUGGUUGGCCCAUCUCCUGGCAUCUCUCACGGUCUGGCCUGGAGUUUGGCAUGGAGAAGCCCAGGGAAAGGCCUGCCCUUCAGCAUAUACUCCAAGGAGGUUCUAGGCCCAGCUGACUAGUCUUCAUUCUUUCCUAUCUCCUUGUUCUUCAGAGCUUCAGGACUAAGCCCUUUGCUGCUGGAUGAUAUAUGUCUCUUGAGAAAACAUCUUGUCAAGGAACUUGAAAAGAGUGGUCAUGGUCCCUGCUAAGAAUGUGAUCAGCAUGUGCUUUGCAGAUGUCCAUACUACACUUACAACUUACUAGUCUCUUGAGCUGUGUCUACACUCCAGGCUCGAUUUUGUGUAUUUAUCUGCCAAUUAGUCUCAUUUAAAGAAUCUUUAUUAUUUUUGGGACAGGUGCCAUUUGACUUGCCUCUGCGCUCCCCAUUCGUACCUUGAUGGAUCAAGUUGGGAAGCUGAGCAAACUCAUAAUCCAAUUAGUUGGAGUUUUUCUGUUUGCCUAGAGAAGCGAGGAGAUUAGAAUGUAUUUUUUUUUAAGUUUUUGCACUAUUUAGAGUCCUAAGCCCCUCAUGUUCAGCCGUGCUGUGUGUCUAUUGACCAAGCAGGAGAGCUCGCAGCACUUCCGACAUUUGGGAGUGUCAGAGGCCUCUUCUGUAGUGGGUAAUCACCACCUCAGGGCCCCUGUGCAGCUCUUGUCAUGGGGCUCGUGAUUUACAGAUUCAGCAUUGGCCAAGGAAGUAAUGCAUGGGACUGGAGCAUUUGGAGCAACAAAAGUGUCCCAGUGCUACGUUCUCACCUUUGGUUAUGAGAUUUCAAAUUAUCUUACCCCCCUUUCAGUGGCAAUAAGAACCUUUGUUGGACUUCUUGUUUAAUUCAUACAUAACAUGUAAAAUACUUUCUUUGAAAGCAAAUUCAAGGCACUGAAUCUGUAUGUCUGUGUGGGUGCUGUGUCCGUGUGGCUGUCCAUUGGCAGGCAGACUUGAUCCCUGACGCCCUGUACACCACACUGCGUGAGUCAGGUCCUUGAUCGGGUGUUCUCUGCUUGGAUGGUAGGAACCACAGAGCUUGUGAAACACUUGUCACCUGCUCCAUCGGUUACAGCGCUGGCUGAGGAAAACAGUUCCUCACAUGUAUUCUUUUAACAGGACUCGUGUUCUAGUUUCCUGUAAUUUAUGUUCCUUUAAUUUUAAUAAAAGCUGAACUGUGA